AAACAAUAAACCUCAUCUGAGCGGAGAAAACAGAGACAGUAGCUCACUAUAAAGUUUACGAAGAUGUCUGAGGGUGAAGGCGAGCUGUGUGCUGUGAAUAUUGCAGUCGGAUAGCUGUUGUUGACAUUGGAAUUGGCUUGGUGUCCUUUAGGUUUAAUAAACAACAAUAAAAGACUAAAUAAAGUGAAAUAAAUAGUGUUAAAGGCGGCGGUAUGGAGGAAUACAGCACAACUGUCAGAACAUCCGGAUUGGUUUUGAGUUCAUUAAUGUUUCAGCAUCUAAACAGUGACUGUGAUGUGGAGGGAUUAUUACUCGGUGAGAGUGUCGGAGAGGAGAAGAGCAAAAUCACUGACUCACAGACGGACCACAUACAAUUCGUGCACACAAUAAAUAUUCAAAAGCACAUCACAUGCAGGAAGACUCACAGCUUCUACAACAACACUUGUGAAGUGGACAAAGAGAAGAUUAGGCAGGUUCUGUCCAAUCUCAAAGAGGAGAAUGUGAUUGGCUGGUAUCGCCAGCGCAGAAACACCAGUCAACAAAUGACUCUCAAAGAACAGUUGGUUCAUCAGAAUUUGAGGAAGCUGUUGCCGUAUCAGGAACUCAUUUUCUUGCUGCUCACGCCGUCUGAGGUGACGUUGUCGCACUCCACCCACCGCCUCGAGUACACAGCCUUCAUAUGGAACGGCAGUCAGUACAGUAGUAUCCCAGUCUCAGUGAGCAACCUGGGUAUGCUGGAGCAGCAGGAUUACUGGAGAGUCUCUGCUACAUGUCCCUCUCUGAGUCACUGUCAAGCCAUAAAACAACACAGAGCCAAAUUCUUCUCUUCAGAGCAGGACCUCAGAGAGGUGGAGGAAGUCAACGACAUGAAUGACGCCUUGUUAGAUGAAAUGAAGAGUGCGUGUGUGAGAGUGGAGAAGAGCGAGCGGCGAGUGGAGAAGCUACAGGCUGAGAUCACUGAGCUCAGAGAGGCCGUCAGAGAGCGGAGGAGAAAACUGCAAGACAGUGACACCAAAGAAAGUUCUCCUCCUGAAAAACCCGAGGAGAACGUCCUGCUGUGUGCGGCUCUGAAAGCGCUGUUCCCCAACACGCCGUCAUUACGCAGUCAGACUCUGAGCGUCGAGGGUUUCCCCGUACUGCACAUGUGCUGCACUGAGGACCACGGCGUCGACGUUCCCACCAAACUGCCGCUGCUGCUGCUGCAGUGUGAUCACACCGCGAGGAAGAGGAGAAUGAGCUCGGGCUCCAGGCUGAAGGGGAAAUUUCAGUCCACAGGCGUCUCACAGAAAGGUAAAAAGAGGAAGGUGGACGCAGAGCUGAGCGAGCCACUGUCCGAAAGCGGGUCUGACACCGAGGUGGAGGUGAGCAGCCCGAACCAAAGCAACUCCCCGGUGUUUUAAAGACUUGUUUAGAUAACAAGGAAUAAAACACAACUGACAGGGUGGUGUGAUGAAGCGGAGUUACUGUUACCACCCUGUAGUUGAUUAUUUUCCUAUAACAGCAGAUCCCCAAGUGUUUUAUUCCUCUUACACCACUGUAAUUUGCCAACCAAUCGUUACAAUCGUUAAUUAUUAAAGAACGACGUCAUACUUUUUAUUGUUUUAUAGGUACAUUCAAUGUUGUGGAAUGUCAUCCAAACUAGGUACUUCCUACUUCCUGUCUCCAUUUAUGUUGUAGCAGCUAUAAAAAUAUAUAUCAUUUUUUGUAUACAUUUUAAAUGUGAAAAUAUCUGCUUAAUGUGUUCACUGUUAAAGAAUCCUGUUUAUGCAAUGAUUUAAAAAAAAAAACCCUGUGUUUUUCUACUUCCUGUUUAGUUUGUUCACAUGUAGCCCAGUGUAUGGGUAAUAGAUUAAGUAUCCACUUAAUCAGUCAUUAUUAAAGAUCAAACUGCCUGCUGUUAGUCACAGUUCUGAAAUGAUGCCUGAUUAAUAAUGAAUAAAUUGUCUUUAAUUGUCUUUUCCAUUAAAUCGCAUUUAUAAGUGGUGUAUUAUAAAUGAGAUUAAGUGGUGAAUACAUAUGGAUUCAUUACUAAAUUUUGGACUGCAAAAAAAGCAAAACGGAGACAUUAAUAAUAAAUCAUAUUAUAUCGUUUCAUAUCUAUAACCUAUUACUAAACUACGUAAGUGGGUUUCUAGAGGAUUAAAUAAGACUAUAGCAAAAAUAAACGCAGUAUUCGGAACUAAUCUACUGAAUCUUAAUCAUGUUUCAGUGAUUUCAGCUGUGAUUCACGUGUUGUAUGAUAAAAUAUAGAUUUAAAUCAUUCACAGAUUAAAGCCUUUAACUGAAAAAAAUAUUAUGCAGGGAUUUGAUUAUAUCAGGAAAUUAAUUGAGAAUGAAAUAUAAAAAAUUUUUAAUUGUGGAAUCAACCUUAAUGAUGUGAUUGUGUAAUUAAGUAAACUUUUUACUCUGCAGCUAAAAAGGUAAAAAGCUUGUUUGCUUUAUAGUAUUGAUAUGAGAGUAAAUAAAAUGAAAGAUGAAAAAAAAAACAGGUUGACACACUCAGGUUUUUAUUCAGUACAUU
Pangasianodon hypophthalmus (striped catfish) is the source of this 2521-nucleotide messenger RNA. It is a transcript of the gene abraxas1, whose product is annotated as abraxas 1, BRCA1 A complex subunit. The record is from RefSeq and is a predicted model, not a curated record. Gene Ontology annotation, cellular component: nucleus. Bases 213 to 1400 code for a protein of 395 amino acids. The transcript is spliced from 9 exons. Gene Ontology annotation, molecular function: polyubiquitin modification-dependent protein binding; microtubule binding. Gene Ontology annotation, biological process: protein K63-linked deubiquitination; mitotic spindle assembly; attachment of spindle microtubules to kinetochore. Lineage: Eukaryota; Metazoa; Chordata; Actinopteri; Siluriformes; Pangasiidae.